Galleria mellonella (greater wax moth) is the source of this 629-nucleotide messenger RNA. Its product is annotated as general odorant-binding protein 1. Gene Ontology annotation, molecular function: odorant binding. Gene Ontology annotation, biological process: sensory perception of smell. The transcript is spliced from 3 exons. The coding region runs from base 39 to 596 and encodes 185 amino acids. Lineage: Eukaryota; Metazoa; Arthropoda; Insecta; Lepidoptera; Pyralidae. The record is from RefSeq and is a predicted model, not a curated record.
CAACACAUUAAUUAACAAUUAAAUACCAUUACGAUGUUAUGAGUAAUCCGUAUUUAAGUCGGCCCGUGAGAUGUUCUGAUACUUUUUGCAAGAACGCCAUAGUUAUGGCAGGAGCAGUUUUUGUCGGCUUACUGUUGGCAGCAAUUAGCGUGAGGGAUGUAGAGCCUUCUAGAGAAGUAUUGAGAUACAUUACUACUGGAUUCCUUAAAACGUUGGACGAUUGCAAACAUGAGCUGAACCUCUCCGACCACAUUAUUACCGACUUGUACCACUACUGGAAACAAGAAUACGACAUGCUGGACAAAGACGUAGGCUGUGUUAUUCUGUGUAUGAGCAAAAAAUUAAACUUGGUGGACACGAGUGGGCGGUUACAUCACGGAAGCGCCAAAGAUUUCGCCGUGCAGCACGGAGCCGCUGAAUCCGUCGCCGACAAACUGGUGGAAAUGCUUCAUGAAUGCGAGAAGCAGUCCUUAACUAUUGAAGACUCAUGCGUUCGUACCCUGGAGGUGGCCAAAUGCUUCCGAACAAACAUCCGAGACCUGGACUGGUCACCGAAAGUUGAUGUCAUAGUCUCCGAGAUUCUUACUGUUGUGUAAAAGAGCGCAAUAUUAAAUCCAUUUUAUAAAUUG